Messenger RNA from Carassius gibelio (silver crucian carp), 2641 nucleotides. RefSeq names its product cellular tumor antigen p53. Gene Ontology annotation, molecular function: DNA-binding transcription factor activity, RNA polymerase II-specific; RNA polymerase II cis-regulatory region sequence-specific DNA binding. Lineage: Eukaryota; Metazoa; Chordata; Actinopteri; Cypriniformes; Cyprinidae. The transcript has 11 exons. Bases 261 to 1391 code for a protein of 376 amino acids. Gene Ontology annotation, biological process: apoptotic process; protein tetramerization; regulation of transcription by RNA polymerase II. The record is from RefSeq and is a predicted model, not a curated record. Gene Ontology annotation, cellular component: nucleus.
UUCGCCUUUUCACGUUGAUGAAUAGGAAGCGGCUGAAGUCUGUGUGAACUGUAAACUAUUUCUUAUCUAAAACAACACGUUUCUUUCAAGAUCCGAGAUAGGCAAGUGUGUAGAUAUCUGGAAAGUGAGUUUCACUGAGAGAGAGGCAAGGUAUUGAUCCAGAUCAAUACGGUGAUUGAUUAACACGUACGUUUGAAAGUCAUCUUUAUUCUCCCAGUGCCCUCUAUUGACCCGUGAAGCAGGCCGGAGGUAGUGAGGCCAUGGGUGAUAAGGAACUGCUAGAGUUGCCCGUGAGCCAGGGCAAAUUUGAGCAGAUUUGGGGGGACCUAGGAUUUGGUGAGCUGAUCAAGGAGCUGCCUCGUACAAACAGUGAUGCUUGGCUUACCGCUGCAUUGCCCGAUGGCCAUUUUACAGAUGGCUUUGACCUGGAUCUCCCAGAGAACAAGGAUGCUGCUGUUCCUGCAACUGAUGUAGCCCCAGUUGUGGACAGCCUCCCACCUCCUGCCACUGUAAUGCCCUCAACCACAAACUAUCCUGGAGAAUAUGACUUCCAGUUACGCUUUAAUCAGUCCAGCACUACAAAGUCGGCCACAUCUACAUAUUCUCAGCUGCUGAAUAAGCUGUAUUGUCAGCUAGCAAAAACGUGUCCUGUGGAUGUACUGGUGGGCAGAGAGCCACCUAAGGGUACCAUGCUAAGAGCCACCGCGAUUUAUAAGAAAUCAGAACAUGUUUCUGAGGUGGUAAUCCGCUGUCCACACCACCAGAGCAUUGCUGAGAACAACGAAGGUGUUUCCCACCGUAGCCAUCUCAUCCGUGUGGAGGGCAGUCAGAGAGUCCAGUAUCAUGAGGAUCCAAACACCAGGAGGCAUAGUGUGACGCUGCCUUACGAGUCCCCACAGGUGGGUUCGGUGGUAACUACCAUACUACUGAACUUUAUGUGCAACAGCAGUUGUAUGGGUGGGAUGAAUAGGAGGCCAAUUUUCACCAUACUGACCAUGGAGACAUUUGAUGGACAGGUUCUUGGUCGCCAAUGUUUUGAAGUUCGAGUGUGUGCAUGUCCAGGCCGCGACCGCAAAACAGAGGAAGACAAUCUGAAAAAGAUUACUGGGGAGACAGUUACUGGGACAAAGAGAAAGCAUCAAAUUCCGGAUCCGUUAAAAGAGGUGCUCCCUGCAGCUGAACCUGAAUCCGCUGAUGAGAUUUACAUUCUUCAUAUACGUGGUAAGGAGCGUUUUGAAAUGCUAAGGACUAUUAACGCUAGUUUGGAGCUUUUGCACAUGAUGCCUGUUGCUGACCAAGAAAAAUACAGUCAAAAACGAAACACCAUAACAUUUGAUCAAGCCAGUUUGCAGGCGAAGAGUGGCAAAAAACAUCUAAAAGAUUCAAACUAAAACAGCUUUUCAUUUUAUUACUUUUUCUAUGCACAAAAAAACAGUCUAAUUCUAGCUUUUCUGAUGAUCGGUAUUUAACCUGUGAGUUCAAGGUCUUGUAUAUUGCCAACCAAAAUGUCUUCCAAUUUCUUUUUUUCUUUUUUUUGCAUGCCUAAUAUUUUUCUUUCUUUGUAAUUAUUGAAAUAAAACUUCUGUAAUGUAACAUUUCUCUCUAUACUUUUUGAUACACUCACAUAGUCAUAGUUCACAUAUGUAUAGUUCACAUAUAUAUCAUAGCAACCAAAGGCACACUAUCUGAUAACACUAGGUUUAUGGUGCCCAGGAAUGUGGCUAAGCAACUCUUAACUCAAGCCUCUCAAAAACAGACACAUAAUGCACAUAAAAAGGGACUCUUCUCUAAUUAAUUCAUAGACAAACCUUUCUUUGAAUGUUCACAUAUACUUUAGGGCAUUGUGUAUGCUGUUACUAUUCUUGUAUAUUGUCUUUUGUGUAUUGUAAAUGUUUUAUACAUGCUUAUGAUGGAUCACUAGUUAAUAUAACCUCAUCUUUAUGAUGUUUUGUAUCUAUGAGUUUGUAUUUUCAUGAUCUACAUGAGUGUAUAUUAUGUUGAUACCUAUGCAAUACAUUAGUUAUAUAAGAAUCUUAAGGAUUCUUCUCUUGAACCCCCCAAUCUAUAUGCAAGACACCAUAUUAGAAACAGAGCUGUGAAACUUCCUUCCAAAAGGUACCAUUCCUCAUUGGCUCAAUCAAAUCCUGAGGGUGUGACAUCAUCACACUACAUAGAUCACUGAUCACAAGAUCAGGGUGGGUUCUUUUAGAUUCAGAAAUUCCAGGAGAAGAUGCUGAGCUAAGAGCUGUAAAAACCACACUAAGCUUGUGCCAGGCCUUCUGCCUUGACUUUCCAUUCAUCAAGAUCCUCUGAAUCAAACUGGUCUUUCUCAUCAACUCAGUUCAGCAGAGACCAACUGGAGCCCCAAAGUUCAAGUGUCAAACUUAGUCUUAUUAAUUGAUACAUUAAGUAUCACAUGCACCUUUUACAAAGGUGUGUUUGAACUAAGAAACUGAUGUUUCCUUCAGGCUGUAGACCUGUUGAAUAUCAAAUUGUGCCAUAGCUUUAUGUCUUUAUUUCUUCUUUUCUUUACUGCUUAAGCUUUAACCCUUUUUCCAAUGUCCACUGUAUGCGUUUUUGCGUGUGUGUGUUAGACUAGUUUAAGUGUUUAUGUAGUUAAUAAAGUCUUACUUGUAUCACA